Peniophora sp. CBMAI 1063 is the source of this 912-nucleotide messenger RNA. Lineage: Eukaryota; Fungi; Basidiomycota; Agaricomycetes; Russulales; Peniophoraceae. The record is from the annotation of a GenBank genome assembly.
AUGUCGGCUCCAACGAUCGCUAUCAUCGCGGCUGGUGCGAUGGGUUCUGGUGUAGCCCGUCGCCUGACUUCAGCUGGAGUCGCCGUAUUGACCAAUCUCGACGGUCGCUCACCGGCCACACGCAAACGUGCCGAGGAUGCUGGUAUGCGCGAUACACCGUUCGCGGAACUGCCUCGCGCGUCUAUCAUGCUCUCCAUACUGCCGCCCAGCGAUGCAGAGGCGCUCGCCAAGCGUUAUCUAGAAGCGUGGCACUCGCCUGGGACAGCCAACUCCAAGUCGUCAGAGAGCGGGCCCAUCUAUGUUGACUGUAACGCAGUCAGCCCUAAGACUGUAAAGGAGAUUGCGAGCCUCUUCGAAGGGUCCGGUAUCCGUUUUGUUGAUGCUGGCAUCAUCGGCGGACCGCCUAGUGAAGGCUACGAUCCCACCUUUUACGCAUCUGCGGAUGACGAUGGUGCCUUGGGGAUCUUCAAUAGUCUGGGCCAAUACGGGCUCAAGAUCUCGUCGCUCACUGGCGAAGGGGUUGGCAUCGGCGACGCAUCUGCCCUCAAGAUGUCCUACGCUGGUAUGACGAAGGGCAUCACAGGUCUAAUCGCGACCAUGAUUCUUUCUGCACACGCGUCAUCUCCUGCGACCGCGACUGCUCUCAUGAAGGAACUCCAUUCAUCGCAACCAGCUCUCCUACAGCGUGCUGCGAAGGGCAUACCCAGUAUGAUGCCCAAAGCCUACCGUUGGGUUGGAGAGAUGAAUGAGAUUUCGGAUUUUGUCGGUGGUCCCAUGGGCUCGAUCCACAAGGGCAUGGCUGCUGUAUACGAACGAGUUGAACAGGCUAUCGACGAAGAUAACGAGGACAAGCGGGUCCUGGAUACCUUUGUCAAGGAAGCAAAGGAGCUCUUGAAGAGCGAACCAAAGUAG